AUGUCGUCAAAUCCAAUUUUCGACAUUUAUCGAAAGCCCACUUUCGAUGAGACCAUUAAAAAAUAUGAAGUGCACACCUAUUACCCGUACGUAAAAUCGUUCAAUAACAAUGAUUCCAUUGAAAUUACUAUAAACAAAUCAGACUCGUGGUUGUUGAUGCACGAGGCCGCCAUUGUUAUUGCGGGAACGUUGGAAAAAACUGCCGGAGAUGGAGCCGUUCAACUUGUCAAUAAUGCCGGCGCUUUUCUAUUCGAUAGAAUUACUUAUUCCAUAAACGGUCACGAGGUGGACAGUGUACGUGAUCCGGGCAUUGUAAGCACAAUAAGGGGGUAUCUGUGCUACGAUUCCAUCGAAUCGAAACAUUUGUGCAUAGCAGGAUGGAAUUUUCCUGCGGCACCAAUUGUCAAUACUAGUGAUGGGUCCUUUGUUAUGCGAAUACCGCUGCACCAUCUUUUAGGGGUAUUUAACGAUUAUCAGUUGGCACAAUUCGGCCGACAAACAAUACAUCUUGUCAGAGCCCGCAGUGAUAAUGAUUGCUUUAUUACUAUAGAUGAGUCAGGUGCUACGACAGAAACCGUUGGUAAACUGACGAUAAAAGAUGUUUCUUUAAAAGUACCAAUUUUAUUCCCAAACGAUGUACUUAAAUUAAAUCUUUUGGAAGCAAUAAAAUCCGAUCGACCAAUCAUAAUUCCAUUUCGAAAGUGGAAUUUUAACGAACUACCGCAGUUGACUGCGAACGGUAGAAAGGAAAUUUGGACUGUGAAAACAUGUACUGCUCUCGAGAGUCCUCGUUAUAUUAUUGUUGCGUUUCAAACAGGUCGAAGAGGUGUGUCCAAGAAGGAUCCCGGGUACUUUGAUAACAUUGAUUUGUCCGAUGUUCGAAUAACCUUAAACGGUGAUUACUAUCCGGUGGAACGUAUGCAACUCGAUUUUUCCAAAAAUCAUUUUACCGAAGCACAUUACAACUAUACAGAAUUUAAAAACAAUUUUAAAAAUGAUCAUUCGCUCCCUAAGCAUCCCCUGUUGGAUUAUGUAUCGUUCAAAAAUCACGCUAUAUUCGUGAUAGAUUGUUCGCGACGAAAUGAACCCUUAAAGUCGAGCACCGUAGACGUGAAAAUUGAUAUCGAAGCCAAUUCGGAUUUCCCACAUUCUACGAAAGCAUACUGCAUCAUCAUUCAUGAUUGUAUUGUUGAGCACAUGCCACUCAGUGAAAUUGUGCGCAACUUGUCGUAG
Molecule: messenger RNA, 1233 nt
Organism: Aethina tumida (small hive beetle)
Lineage: Eukaryota; Metazoa; Arthropoda; Insecta; Coleoptera; Nitidulidae
Exons: 1
Coding region: 1-1233 (410 amino acids)
Source: RefSeq, a predicted model, not a curated record